Messenger RNA from Linum trigynum, 633 nucleotides. The record is from the annotation of a GenBank genome assembly. Lineage: Eukaryota; Viridiplantae; Streptophyta; Magnoliopsida; Malpighiales; Linaceae.
AUGGCGGCGAUCAAGGUCCACGGAAGCCCCUUCUCCACUGCCUCCCAGAGGGUAUUCGCCACUCUCUACGAGAAAGAUGUGGACUUCGAGUUCGUCAACGUCGACCUGGGAUCCGGCGAGCACAAGAAGGAACCCUUCAUUUCUCUCAACCCUUUUGGGCAGGUUCCCGCUUACCAGGAAGGCGAUUUGACCCUCUUCGAAUCAAGGGCGAUCACAGACCACAUAGCCCAGAAAUUCGCAAGCAAAGGUACACCGCUGACAACCGGAGAGCCAGAGAUGAAAGUAUGGCUGCAAGUGGAGGUCAACCACUUCGAGCCGGCUUCAUCGCAGCUGGGAUGGGAGCAGGUGUUCAAGCCAAUGUUCGGCAUGACCACCGAUCCAGCAGCAGUGGAAGCCAACGAAGCCAAGCUGUCCAAAGUUCUGGAUGUGUACGAGACGAGGCUGUCCAAGUCCAAGUACUUGGGAGGUGACCAGUUCACAUUGGUGGAUCUUCACCACCUCCCCAACAUUCAGGUCUUGAAUGGAACGCCCACGAAGAAGCUCUUCGAUUCUCGCCCCAAAGUCAGUGCCUGGAUUGCUGAUGUUACUGCUAGGCCGGCUUGGUCCAAGGUCCUUGCUAUGCAGAAGCAGUGA